AUGGUGGUUCCGUUUGAUUCGACGCCAACGCGGCGUGCACCGUGUGGCCAGGGCCUGGCGCUGGCGCUCCUCAACCUCGCCUUUGCGACUGUCGUCGCCGUGAGCACCUAUUACCUCAACUUGCUCGCGAACACGCACGUGGGCUUGGGCCUCAACGUCGAGACGUUUACGAGCAACCAGUUUAAUAUUCCCGUCAACGUCUUGCUCCAAGGCUCGGUGACCUUCCCGCUCGCAACGGCGUUGCCCUUAAAUGCGACGCUAUCGCUGAGCACGCUCUUGUACAAGAGCUGCAGCAAGAAGGACGUUGCGUGCGCGUCUGCGUUUCUUCCAGAGACCAACCAUCUCUGGAGUGCGGUCGCCAAGACGUUUGCUAACAUCUCCAAGUUUGAGCAGCCGCGCUUUCAGGACCCGACCCAAGUGAUCACGAUCCAGCACAUCAACAACCUCGCGGGGUGGAACAAGCCGACAGUGCAGUUUUCCAUUGACGGCCACGACAUGGCGAUUACGUGCAUGGUGCGCCGCGCGAGCUUUUACCUCGCGUCGUCCACUGCGUCGUCGGCCGUGAUCGACUCGAUUGCGUUUUGCUCGCAGCGCAAAUUUGAUCCGAAGUGGAUUUGUGAAAACCAAGUCGCGACCGACGCGCCCUCGCACGCGAUCCAAGUGAGCCGCGGAAAGGCCAGCUACCUUGGCGUGGCGCCGCGUCAUGACAUCUACAUGAACCCGGGGUUCCUCGCCACGUUCAUGGGUGGCCCACUCGGCGCGGUGCGGCUCGGGCCCGUGCCGGCGAUCGACGAGUUUGAAGGCGGUAUUCUCCAGAUUAUGGCGCCAUGGGACAUCGUACCCUUUGGCGACUGCGCCACCUUGAACCCGUCGACGGGGCUUGGGUGGCUCAUGCAAAUGGCAGGAUUCGUAACCAUGUUCUGGAAGAGCGAUGCGCUCAUGCUCACCAACUCCAUCGUGCUCUGGCUCAUGACGCUCUACUUGGUGCUGCUCCAAGUGCUCUUCCUCCGACAUAGCGUCAUCUGCAGCGUGCCCGUGUACAUGGCCAAGAACGUGGUCGGUCUUGUGAUCCUCUUUGUGGGUUUCUGGGGCAACACCAACCUCCAGACGCUCACAACGUAUUUGCACCAGACGCCGAGCUUCAACUUGGGCUACUACAUCUACUGUGGUCCGGCACAACUGGCGUCGAUCGUUGGUAUCAUGACGGGCACGUUGAUUCAGAUGUGGUUCAACCCGCGCCUCGUGACCCAGACGUGGCUCCUUCUAGUGUUCAGUCUGGUCAACUGGUUUCUGGUGUUUGCGCUCGAGGCAUUCGUGUUUCCAGGCAUGAGCAGCUCGGUGCCAGGACCGUGUGGGCUGGCCACGUCGACCGGCUGCCUCCAAUGCACCGCCAUCAAACGCAACUACUAUCUCUCCGCUGUCGCCUCGAGCGGCGUCGUUCUCGUUGCCAUCGGCUGCGUCUACCUCGUCUCGCUCAAGCAGCGCAAGACGAGCCAAGUGGUGCCGUCAGCGCACUCUGUGCUGACGUACCUCCGAGUCCCCGACUUGCGAUCGACCGUGACGUCGCUCGAAGGAUGCCUCCAGCGCAACAAUGCAGUGUCCGACGACGUUGGCAUCGACGCUGGCAUCCUCCUCGCGAAGAACAUGCUCCAGGUUUCCGACGCGGUGCUCACGCGCACGUCCAACGUCCAGUACGAGCUCAUCUACCGCUUGAUCCCGACAGCCUUUCUCAAGCGAUUCUACAGCUCGACCGUCGGGUCAAUGCUCGUGGUGCACAUUGAAAAGCGCGCGCUGACCCACGUCUCGAGCUACAAGUACCUCCACGAGAUGGGCAUCGGUGGCGGCGACGGCCUCUCGGGGUAUUUUGUCUAG
Saprolegnia parasitica CBS 223.65 is the source of this 1872-nucleotide messenger RNA. RefSeq lists its product as hypothetical. The transcript has a single exon. Lineage: Eukaryota; Oomycota; Saprolegniomycetes; Saprolegniales; Saprolegniaceae. The record is from RefSeq and is a predicted model, not a curated record. Bases 1 to 1872 code for a protein of 623 amino acids.